CUCUCUUUAUCCAUAAGUAGCUGAAGCACAGAAGUCCCCAUCAUGGAUUUUCAGCAUCGUCCUGGAGGUAAAACUGGAAGCGGAGGCGUAGCCUCUGCCUCAGAAAGUAACCGAGACCGCAGGGAGAGGCUCCGGCAGCUGGCUUUGGAAACCAUCGACAUCAACAAGGACCCUUAUUUUAUGAAAAAUCACUUGGGCUCUUAUGAAUGCAAGCUUUGCCUAACGCUGCACAACAAUGAGGGAAGUUACUUAGCCCAUACCCAGGGGAAGAAGCAUCAGACCAAUCUGGCCCGUCGAGCUGCCAAGGAAGCUAAGGAAGCCCCUGCCCAGCCCGCACCAGAAAAAGUCAAAGUGGAAGUGAAGAAAUUUGUGAAAAUCGGACGACCAGGUUAUAAAGUGACCAAACAGAGAGAUCCAGAAACAGGCCAGCAGAGCCUUCUCUUCCAGAUUGAUUAUCCGGAGAUUGCAGAAAGUAUCAUGCCUCGUCAUCGGUUCAUGUCAGCCUACGAGCAGAGGAUUGAGCCCCCUGAUAGACGCUGGCAAUACCUUUUGAUGGCAGCGGAGCCCUAUGAAACCAUAGCUUUCAAGGUGCCAAGCAGAGAAAUUGACAAAGCAGAAGGGAAGUUCUGGACCCACUGGAACAGGGAAACCAAACAGUUCUUCCUUCAAUUCCACUUCAAGAUGGAGAAGCCCCCAGCUCCCCCAAACCUCCCUCCAGGGCCCCCAACUGUGAAGCGGCCUCCUCCACCUCCACUGAUGAACGGCUUGCCCCCAAGGCCACCUCUGCCGGACUCCAUGCCGCCGCCUCCUCCGGGAGGCAUGACUCUGCCUCCUAUGCCUCCCUCUGGACCAGUGCCACCACCUCCAGUGCCACCUCAGUUGCCACCAGCACCCGGUGUACCCCCCCCUGCUCCUCUGCCACCCAUGAUGAGACCACCUCUCCCCACGGAGGGGCCAGGCACUAUCCCCCCACCGCCUCCCUCCAACUGAAGCCCCUCCUGGACUCAGUCCCGCUGGACUCCUCUAGCUCGUAUCUUUUUUAUAUGCAGAUCACAACUGAUUCAGAGAAAUAUUUCUGUUUUGUAUGCCUGUGAAUUUGACUAAAUCCUGUAGGUGCAUUAAAAGGUUUUCCAUUUUCCUUUCUCUAUGUUCUUCCUGUGUUUUGGUUAAAAAUGUUGCCAUGUGUUCACUUUCUUUAGCCCUUAGAUAUAUAAAACAUUCCCAGUCUGGUUACAUUUUGGAAAUUCUCCAAAGAGGAGGCAAAGGAUUGGAAAUCUCUAGGCACCUCAGCUCCUUCUAACUGAAUAGCUACAUCAACCUAACUCAGCUGUGUUGGCUUAACGUAUUACCUUCUUUAGACUGCUUGCUGUGUAUCCCAUAAAUCACCAGCCAGUUAAUCAGUUGCUAUUCAACUGAAGUCCUUUAUCGAGCUGUUCAUUCAGUGAUGGGGUGACUUGUCAUAGACACACAGAAAGGAUUCUGUUACUGCAUCACCAGUAAUCACAGCGGCAGGCAGAAUGGAGGGCAAGCAGAAUUUUCUAAAUCCAGUUUUCUUUUGUCUUCCUGCUGAAUUACAGUUGCAAUCGGAAGAGUAUCACUCCUGCUGCAUUGGGAAACCUCCUUUCUCCUCCUGGUGCCAGAGCACUGUACCGUAGCUCAGGUGUUGCCAGCUAAAAGCUGGAAACGUCUCUACUGAGGAAAUCAGUUUGGACUGCUUCUCGGGAGUCCUUGAAAAGUGCCAGACAAGAUUUCAUUGACAAUUUAAGAAAGAGUCAUCCUUCCCCAUUACGCAGCUGCCUAGCUCCUACCAGCUGCUUACUAGACUGUUUAUGCCAAAUGGGUUCACAAAGCGUUAGUGCUCUCAUCUGAUGGUGGCAGGGGUUUCUGGGAAUGUUUAGUCAAAAGAAAUCACCAAAGCUGCAGUGAUACAAAAUCUUAGGUUAUUAUUAUAAUUCAUUAAAUGUUGUCUGUACCAUUGUGAAGCACCUGCUGUCAUGUAUGAUUUUUAUUGUAUAUAUCCUCCCACUAGAAGACUAGUUUUGGCAAGCUUUUAGUUCUCUGUGGUUUUAUUUAUACUAAAUGUUUCCUUCAAACAAUCAUUUGGUUCCCAUUAAAAAGCAGAGGUUCUAAGAUUUC
Haliaeetus leucocephalus (bald eagle) is the source of this 2136-nucleotide messenger RNA. It is a transcript of the gene SF3A2, whose product is annotated as splicing factor 3a, subunit 2, 66kDa. The record is from RefSeq and is a predicted model, not a curated record. Gene Ontology annotation, cellular component: nucleus; U2-type prespliceosome; U2 snRNP. The coding region runs from base 43 to 990 and encodes 315 amino acids. Gene Ontology annotation, molecular function: zinc ion binding; nucleic acid binding. The transcript has 8 exons. NCBI's taxonomy places the organism in Eukaryota, Metazoa, Chordata, Aves, Accipitriformes, Accipitridae. Gene Ontology annotation, biological process: spliceosomal complex assembly.